Messenger RNA from Balearica regulorum gibbericeps (East African grey crowned-crane), 2009 nucleotides. The record is from RefSeq and is a predicted model, not a curated record. Lineage: Eukaryota; Metazoa; Chordata; Aves; Gruiformes; Gruidae.
UGCCUGGAGCCCUGCAAAGAGUCCUGGGACCUGAAGAAAAACCAUUGCCAAAGCUUCUGUGAGCCGCUUUUCCCCAAGAAGAAUUAUGAAUGCCUAACUAGCUGUGAAUUCCUUAAGUACAUCCUGUCUGUGAAGCAAGGGGACUGCCCAGCACCUGAGAAGGCCAGUGGUUUUGCAGCUGCCUGUGUUGAAAGCUGUGAAGCUGAUAGUGAAUGUUCUGGAGUGAAGAAAUGCUGUUCCAACGGAUGCGGUCAUACGUGCCAAGUUCCAAAAAAUUUGUACAAAGGUGUUCCACUGAAACCCCGGAAAGAAUUAAAAUUCAUAGAACUUCAGUCUGGAGACCUGGAGGUGAAGUGGUCUUCAAAAUUCAAUAUUUCCAUUGAGCCUGUGAUAUAUGUUGUUCAGAGGAGAUGGAAUCAAGGAAUCCAUCCAAGUGAGGAUGAUGCUACUAACUGGCAAACUGUGGCACAGACUACGGAUGAGCGAGUUAGGCUGACGGACAUCCGAGCGAGCAGGUGGUACCAGUUCCGCGUGGCAGCUGUGAACGUGCACGGGACGAGAGGCUUCACGGCGCCCAGCAAGCACUUCCGAUCCUCGAAAGAUCCAUCUGCUCCACCAGCUCCAUCUAAUAUCAGAAUUGCCAAUAUCAGUGCAAACAAUGAUGGGAGUGUAAAUGUAAUGAUUACUUGGGAUCUUCCAGAAGAGCCUGAUAUCCCAGUGCACCACUACAAAGUCUUCUGGAGCUGGACAUACAGCAAAUAUGUAAUCCCAGCCAAAAAAAAGAAAAGGAAGAUUACUGAGGGGGCCCAAAAUUACGUGGUCCUGGAGGGACUCCAACCCAACAGCAACUACAAUGUAGAACUGCAGGCAGUAACACGUUGGGGUCAGAUACGCCUAAAAAGUGCUAAGGUUUCUCUCCAUUUUAGCACCACUCAGGACACCAGGAAUAAUAAGGAACAGGCAUCUUCUGCUGGGAAACCCCAGAAGGGACUGGCAGAUCCUUACCCAACAUUUCAAAGAAGAAAAUCCACUCGUUUUCUUAAAAUUGGAACUCCUUUCUAUCAAGACAAUCAACUUCAGGUCAAAGUCUACUGGAAGAAGACAGAUAUCAACAUGAAUCAAUUCCAAGUCCACUGGUUACUGGAGUCCUGUGCACACAACGACACCAAAGGACUUGUGAAAGUAACGGAGCUGACUUACGAAAACUACAUGAUUCUGAAGGACCUGUCAUUUUCAUGCAAAUAUAAAGUAACUGUUUUGCCUGCAAAAUCUAAAGGUCGUUUUAAGGCUGAGAGUAUUUUCUUUGUUACCCCACCUUGCUCUGCAUUUAAAGAAAAAAACCACAAGCACAUCAAUUGUCCUACUGAAGGAGUGCCAGUUCUACCCAAAGUGUUGGCCAAACCCGAGAAUCUCUCUGCGUCUUUCAUUGUCCAGGAAGGUAACAUCACUGGUCAUUUUUCCUGGAAGAUCUCUAAGGCAGACCUUCACCAGCCCAUGACAGGGUUUCAGGUCACUUGGGCAGAAGUAACCACAGAAAGCCGGCAAAACAGCUUACCCAACAGCAUCAUUUCGCAGUCGCAGAUACUGCCAGCAGAUCAUUAUGUACUUACCGUGCCCAAUCUAAGGCCGUCGAUGCUGUACCGCUUGGAAGUUCAAGUGCUGACGACUGGUGGGGAAGGGCCAGCUACAAUAAAAUCGUUCCGAACACCUGACCUUCCUCCAUUUUCACCCCACAGACCUCAUCUGAAGCAACAUCAUCCACAUCACUACAAGCCACCCCCAGAGAAAUAUUAGACUGUUUCAGAAGAUUAUACAAAUAAUUGAGAGAAAAACUGAGCUCCCAAAUGGAGGCUAGGAAAAGACACAUCUGGAGGAGCAACGAACCCAGUUUUCCAGUGGAAGUUACCAUCCCGUACGUUCUGUAUCUACUUCUCUGUAGUUUAGCCAUGACAAACUGUAUUUGCACCAAGGCCAGGAUGAAACAUACAGCGAGUAUUGUUUCAGUACCA